Messenger RNA from Marchantia polymorpha subsp. ruderalis, 2352 nucleotides. The record is from the annotation of a GenBank genome assembly. NCBI's taxonomy places the organism in Eukaryota, Viridiplantae, Streptophyta, Marchantiopsida, Marchantiales, Marchantiaceae.
ACUCAGAGAGAAGGGAAGGGAAGGGGAGGGAGGAGCUCAGGGAUGGAGGAGAGCGAAGGAGUUGUCGAGGAUGGAAUACAGCGGCCGACGACAACGACCACCACAACGACGACGACGACGACAACGUCUCUGGGAGAUGGGGAGUGCGAUGAGUCGUCGGUAGUGCAGGAGCCGAAGAAGAAGAAGCAGAAGAAAAACGGGAGCUUCCACGCGAGCACGACGAAGAAGAGGAGGUGCAGCGAUGGCGUCGAGGGUUUCGCAGGUGGAUUGGCAGGAGGAGUGGGCUCAAUUCUCAAAGAGCAUGACGAGGACGAGGAGGACGAGGACGAUGAUGACGAUGACGCGUCGGAUGAGCCCGAGCAGGUGCAAUUUUACAUCGCUGUUGAUGGGGAUGGUGAUGGUGAUGUUGAUGCCGAUGCCGAGCACGAUGGAUGUUGGAAUGGAAGUGAAGGAGCUGCAGGAGGAGGAGGAGGAGCAGCAGCAGCGAAGGAUUUGCGCAUCGAAAUCCCGCAUUCAGUGCCGACGUCGGAAGUUGUGGAAACGACGACGACGACGACCACCGAGAACGAGGACGACGAGGACGACGAGGACGACGAUGACGGGGUGGGAGAUGUUAUUCCGGAAUUUGACCCUGACCACAAAGGGCACAGUCUCUUCACCGAAGAAUUGCGAGCUGCGGUGGAGGAGGGAUCGGCGCUGCAGUUGCCUCCGAUGAUGGCUGUUAUGGACUCGCAUUUUCCAUCGGAUGAGGAGCAGCUGCAGCAACAGCUUCUCCUCAUGGACGGCUCGAAAGAUGCCGUGCAUGUGAACGGGGGAGCAUUGCAAGGGCAGGUGCCCUUGCCCUUGCCGCCAUUGGCGACCGUGACGCCCUCCACGAACACGACGUACGAAGGUUUGAACGAGCAUUUGGAUGUGAUUGCGUUCAAAAUUUACUCCGCUUUACAGCAGGCGAAUUCGCAUCCUCCAGCUGUAUCGUCUCAAGCGGGAGAGGGCGAUGGUCAUUAUCAGCAGCUCGUCGACCAAGAACAAGGAGGGGACAAGAAUCACGCCGCGGGUGGCAUCGACGAAGGGGAGCGGACGCCUCGUCAUCCUCGAUGGACCAGGGAAGAAACUGCGGUUCUUCUGGCCGGCAAGAGAAAGCGGGACGAGGAGAUUAGAUCUCAGCAGUCGGGAUCGAAGUUUGCUCUGAGUGCCACGGAGCGAUGGGAUUCCAUUUCGAAUCACUGUAAAGCGCAUGGAGUCGACAGGGAUGCUCAUCAGUGUCGGAAGCGAUGGAGUAAUCUGGCCGCCGAUUUCAAGAAAAUCAGGACUUGGCACAAGAUGAGCGGCGUCGAGUCGUACUGGUCUAUGCGGGGCGAUAGUCGUAGGAAGAACAAGCUUCCUGGGAGUUUCGAUCCCGAGGUGUACGCGGACAUGGAAGCUACCUGCGAUUCUAAUCCUCACAGGAAGAGAAAGCUCGUCCCCAUGGCUGGCACCGCGGAAGACGUCGACGACCACCAACAUGAUCCUCUGGCCUCCGUGUUGGAAAGCAGCGGCAGGGCCAUGCAGGCAGCUUUAGCCCGAAACAUCCAAGCGCAGAUAGAGGCCCACAAUCAGAAUAGCGAGCUGGACAGGAAUCAGAGGAAGGAGCAAGGGGACAAUCUGGUGGGAGUUCUGGGGUUACUGGCCGAUUCUUUGGCCAAAAUCGCAGCGAAAAUGUGAGGCUGUGUAUUCGCAUGCAACUCGCAAGAUUCGAACAUGCGUGCUGUAUGUGUGGCCGCCUCUGCCACCGUGAGCCGCCAAGAAGCUGCAGCACCGAGGACAGACAGUCAAUUACUCUCGAUGCCUGGAGUUCGAAAAGGAGCUCUUCCUCGUGGAAACAUCCCAAAGGCAUUGUCUGGGAUUGAGUCGGUCAGCGUCUUUGUCAGUUUUCCUUCCGUGCAUCUCAUUCGUCAGUGGUGACCUAGCUGGACGGCGUUGAUCACGAGGUACUCUCCGUUCGAGCCCAGCUCGUCACAGCUAUCAAGCAUGAAAGCUGCAGAGUCCUCGGUCACUAGAAAUGCCACAUCGGACUUUUCAUCGAUUAUUCACGAAACGACACUUCCGUGUAACCGGACGCUUCCUGAUGACGAGCUUGGCAUCCAGGUUGAAAUGUAGGCAGCGCGUAGGGACUGCAUGAAUUGAGGUACUUCAGUGAGUCGAAGAGCGUGGAGAUUAGUAUAUUCUCUGCCUCAUUGCUUCCCACAGUGAUCGUUUUCCGUGUGGAAUUCUAGGAUCAUUCCACAGUACUGAGUUGCAUACAUUGAAUUGGUAUAUUUUACAAGAACAAUUCAGUGCAAAGGAUUGAAAAAUGCCAUAUGAUUUUCGGAUGCA